AUGGAGGGAAAUCUUCGAUGGCAAAUUUUAAAUGAUUUGCCAAGCAUUCCGGCAAAGGAUCAACAGCAGACAGCCUGCCAAAGCUGCAGCGCUACACCACCGACCCAGCAAGUCACUGUGGUGUACGAGCCUACAUCUGGACGAAGGGUCCAUGUGGAUUUAUGUCUACCUCACCAAGCACUUACCUACAGGGUUCCCCGCGCUCUGGAGUCCCCGCAGGCCUAUUGUUUACCCACCGGGAAUGGUGAAAACCCUGGACAUGGGGCAAAAGAGCCCAUCAAGACCCGAGCUGGAGGAGAUGGAACUGUGUAUGGGACUCUGUACUCCUGCAUAAAGCCAAGCUUCAUUCUCAUCAGGGUGUGAGGGUGCGAAGCAGAUCAGUUACUGAUACAGAGACUGCCUACCUGCUGUGGGCCAUAUGUGGGGUUGAUUGACUCCUGGUUAUCAUUGAUAUCAGCUAUUUUGGCAGACAUUUCAGACCCAUGAUGACAAAUAAGCCUUUAUUUUAUUUUAUGCCAUACUAGCACUUUUCUUUUCUGUUUAGCACCUUAUAGCAUCUCUAGUACUCCACAUGACAGCUAAUAUAGCAAGUUACAUACCCAACCAUUCUCACACACCAUAUCGUGUCCUCUCACUAGUGUACUGCGCUCUAUACACAAGCAGUAAAGUACCCUUAUAGUUUAUUGCGACCCAGUGGUUCUCACAAUAUGAAACUCGUAUGUCUAAACGCUAUGCAAUAAUUAUUUGUCUGGUUUCUAAUAAUUAUUUGUCUUAUUGCUAAGACACAUUUGCCUUUCUGAUUACUAAUAUUCCAAAAAUGUGCCAAUUUUCCAAAUGCCAUGUUGUUCUUAUGUUGACAAGGGUAUGUUUGCCACUACUGUUGUGGCAUUGCAGGCAUCACUGUACUAAUCUGCACAGCAAAAAUUAAGAAUACAAAAAAAUAAAAACAUGCACAGCAGGUCAGCAAUACAAAAAGCAUAAUACAACUACAUACGAAGGGGAUGAGAAAGAAAACUAGGAAAACAAUUCCACACGAGACACACGCUUUACGAGCAGUGGAGACAGUUACCGUCUUGCAGUUCUCGUUGCUCUCCAACACCUUCACUGACGGAGCUGAGAGUACGCACAUGCCGGCCAAUAUUUUAUCAAAUUCCUUGUUAGAAAUGUUGAUAAACCAGGCCUCGACUAGGACUGAAUGUCCUUAUUGUCCUUUUUAGUUUUUAGCAUGAUCCUAGCGAGACCCGUUCUUGUAGGUCUGAGGCCAUUUAAUGUAAUAAUGGUACAUGUAACUCGUUUAUGGACCACACCCCUCCAUGCGGAUAGUUCUCCUCUUUAUUAAUAAUAUUAAUAGUGGUAUUUCCCUUGCGCAAUAUAUUAUUCAACUUUCAAUUAUGGCUUUUUUUGUUUGGAGUUACUGUGAAUUACCGCUCUGUGUCUAAUCCAACCUGAUUAACCAUUUCUUCUCCGUUACAUUGUGAAAUGACUGUAUGUCUGUGUACCCUGUGUGUACCUUAAUACACCACGAAGAUAGGUGGUGCUUCUUUAAAACUAUUUUCUUAAUGAAAAACAAGUGAGAUUUCCCCCCUCGCUGGUAAUGAGAUGGUUACACGGAGAAUAUUAAGAAUGGAAUUCCUCGGUGUAAUCUUGUUUCUAUUUGUUUAGGAAUUGAAGCAUUUGCAGAAGUUUUGCCCGGUCUCUUAUGAGACCUUAAUACAUAGCAGAAUGUUGUGUUGUUUUCUGGAAUAAAUUUACUAAAAUCAAAAUGUUAAUGUUGUAAGUUCUCUACAUUUGGUUUAGUGAAUUCUAUGAUGGCAGUAAUAUAAAUAAUAGGUAUAUAUCUCCACCUGGUGGACACUUUUAAUAUAAACCUAUUAUUUUAAUAUUAUAAACCCAGUAUGACUAACUGUAACCUAACGUGUGUGGGAGCCUGGAG
Messenger RNA from Pelobates cultripes (western spadefoot toad), 1933 nucleotides. NCBI's taxonomy places the organism in Eukaryota, Metazoa, Chordata, Amphibia, Anura, Pelobatidae. The record is from the annotation of a GenBank genome assembly.